CUUAAAGCAAGGUUGUGGACCUAACCUAAUAUUGGAUUCGCUAUUGACAAGUAAGUAAUCAUGAAUUUGACACUUUUCUAAUUGAAAUCAGUUGACACGUGUAUGAACUGUGAAAAGUUGGAUUAAACAUAAAAUUAAAAGAUAAACAAGCAGUGAUAAUAUAUACCAAUAUACACGAUGACGACGCAAGAAGUGAAGAGAAGUAAGAAAAAAAGCGCGCAGAAAGAAAGUAUAACGCAGGAGGAAAACAAGGCAGAAAAACCGAGCAAACCCGUUGAAUUGAAAUAUGGACCUACUGUAUCUUUUCCAUAUCAAAGAGUAUGGUCUAGAUGUGUUCUGAUACUUGGAGUCUUGCUAAUAGUUUGGUAUAAUAACAGACAGGGUAAAGAAGUAUAUCUAGCAAAGCAGAAAGACGUGUUGGUAAGUCGUACACAGAACGUUGACUGCUCUAUGGAUUAUAGAGACGAGUUAGAAAACUACUCUGGCUGUAUACCAGAAAAAUGCGGCAGAGUUGUAACUGACAAACUCGUCUCGACAACAGAGGCAGAUGUUUUACUGAGACUAGCGAAAAGUGGAAUAGAUUUGGCUGGAUCUGAUGGUGGCGCGAGUAUUCUGGAUCUUCAUUCAGGCGCUCUUAGCAAGAGCCAAGGUUUUAUCAAUAUCUAUAAAUUACCAGAAGCAAAGAAAAUAUUCAACAGUAUAGAUUCAGCAAUUUAUAAGGUAGUGAAAACAAAAAUACAACAUGCUGUGGCGCAUAAUUUCGGCGUAGAUAUAAAUAAGAUUUAUUUAACCAAACCUACCUUUUUCUCGCGGAUGACUAAUAAAUCCGCAAAAACCAUACAUGACGAAUACUGGCAUCCACAUAUCGAUAAGGAAACAUACGAAUCGUUUCAUUACACAGCGUUACUAUAUUUAAAUGAUUUUAAUAAAGAUUUUGAAGGCGGUCGAUUUAUAUUUAUGGAUAAGAAUGAUGUCAAUACUACAGUAGAACCCAGAAAAGGCAGAGUAUCAAUUUUUACUUCAGGAAGCGAAAAUUUACAUCUAGUUGAAAAAGUGAAAUCUGGUACUCGUUACGCUUUGACCGUGUCUUUCACAUGCGAUAAGAACGCCGCGAUAUCCGAUCUAAGUUUUACCGCCGCAUUAAAUUAAAAUUUAUUUCAUUACUUUUUUAGUUAUCAAAUACAUAA
This is a messenger RNA of Mycetomoellerius zeteki, 1187 nucleotides long. Its product is annotated as 2-oxoglutarate and iron-dependent oxygenase domain-containing protein 3. Gene Ontology annotation, molecular function: oxidoreductase activity, acting on paired donors, with incorporation or reduction of molecular oxygen; iron ion binding; L-ascorbic acid binding. The transcript is spliced from 5 exons. Gene Ontology annotation, cellular component: membrane. The coding region runs from base 178 to 1149 and encodes 323 amino acids. The record is from RefSeq and is a predicted model, not a curated record. NCBI's taxonomy places the organism in Eukaryota, Metazoa, Arthropoda, Insecta, Hymenoptera, Formicidae.